AUGACUAUACAUGACAUGGACUCUCUCUCCUUCUACCAUUCACAACAUCCAGAGGUUGAGACCCCAGAGGUUCAGGAGGAGGUGACCGAGGCCGAGGAUAUCGAGGCCGAGAAAGACGAAGAAGAAGAGGAGGACGAAGAUGAGGAUGAGGACGACGAUGAGGAUGAAGAAGAGGGCACUGACCCAUUCGACGAGUUGAAAGAGGAAUGUACCAAGACCGCCGCUUGUGCUCCAUACGUCCACCACUUCCACGAAUGUGUGGAGAGAGUCACCGCCGAGAUGGAGGAAGAGGACUACGCACACAAGGCAUACAAGGAGGAUUGUGUGGAAGAGUUCUUCCACCUCCAGCACUGUGUCAACGACUGCGCUGCUCCAAAAUUGUUCUACAAAUUAAAAUAA
Molecule: messenger RNA, 399 nt
Organism: Sungouiella intermedia
Lineage: Eukaryota; Fungi; Ascomycota; Pichiomycetes; Serinales; Metschnikowiaceae
Source: the annotation of a GenBank genome assembly